This is a messenger RNA of Mesocestoides corti, 966 nucleotides long. Lineage: Eukaryota; Metazoa; Platyhelminthes; Cestoda; Cyclophyllidea; Mesocestoididae. The record is from the annotation of a GenBank genome assembly.
AUGUGUGAGGUUAAUGCAGACUUUUCCGAAAACUGCAGUCACAACGCCAACCAAGGAAGAGCCGCCGUGGAAAAGAAAUUAAUUUUAAGGAACUUGCUGCUCCUCUUAUCAGCUCAACACCGUCAAAGGAGGCAGGCUUUUAGACGGAAUCAGGAGUUUAAUUGCAAUUCAGCCGACUUCGAGUUUGGUUGUCGGCCAUUAAAGGGUCCACAGACACCACCAACUCCACUUUCGUCGAAGAGGUACCUUCCCAGGACCUCCUCAAAGCCCCUAACGGAAGCUGAGUUGAGUUUACGCAGACCCACAAGUCACAACUCCCCGUUGAUUCGACCAGCGCAGAGACGAUUCACCUACGGAGGUGCAAAACGAUACUUCCGUGGCUACUGUGAUGCAGGACAUAGCCGCUACAGGGCCCCAGUUGGACGAAACUAUUCAUGCAACAGUGCCGCAAAGUUGAAUCAAAGGUGCUUUGAAUCGUCCGAACACCCGGCCACCUCCUACGCCUCGAAGAUCCGCUCCACGAAAAGGGUGGUCGACUCUCAGGACUCCGAGCUAUCCCCAUCGUCAGCAGGAACCGUUUGCAGCCGCAGCGAUUGUAAGUUGAAGGAGGAAGAGGAGUGGCCUGAACACGGGUGUGCCAGAACGCGUCCUUACACCGGAAAAUCGGAAAAGGGAACUCACGUUGUAGACGGUAAUGGAAGUUCAAGCUCGGGAGAGGUACGAAGGUUACCUUUGGCAAAACGCAGAAGGGAAAGGGAGUUUGUGCGAGACCAGACACUGGACAGAGCUCGAAGAGAUUGUGGUUGGUCGGUUGCUAGGCGACAAAGGACCCCACCGAUCCGUCAAGGCUGGGAGAUUGGACGACGCGGUAGAUUUGUUGGUGAUAAAGACGUCUGUAAACAAAUGAGGGGAAGGUGGGGAGAAGGACGGUGUGUUGGGGGCACAAAGUUCAAUCUUUUCUAUUAA